This is a messenger RNA of Poecilia reticulata (guppy), 1228 nucleotides long. Its product is annotated as SH2 domain-containing protein 1B. The record is from RefSeq and is a predicted model, not a curated record. Lineage: Eukaryota; Metazoa; Chordata; Actinopteri; Cyprinodontiformes; Poeciliidae. Gene Ontology annotation, biological process: regulation of immune response; regulation of signal transduction.
GGAUGAAGAGCACCGACAGGAACGUCAACACCGCCCCCAAGACGCCCAAAACACCGCCCCGUCUCACUUCUCCACCUGCACACACCAACAGAGGCAGUUAAACCACCCUUCACCUCCAGCUAAUCACGGGCUGUUUGUGAAAGCAGAAGCUCCUGCGCCGUGCAGGUGGAUGUCGGCCUGUCGGCCCGCGGCCCCCGUUUGCCAUGGCAGCGGCUCUGCCGGAGUGUUACCAUGGCGCCAUGACCAAGAGGGAGUGUGAGGAGGUUCUGGGGAGGAAGAACAAGGACGGCGCGUACCUGAUCCGAGAGAGCGAGACCAUCCAGGGAGCGCUGUGUCUCUGUGUCUACAAACAGAAGGUGGUUUAUACCUACAGAAUCCUGCAGGCGCACAACGGAAACUACACCCUGCUGACAGCAGGAGGUUUGCAGGAAACAUAUUUUAAGACUCUGGGUGAUUUAAUCCGUAACUACAAGAGGAAGAACCAGGGUCUGGCCGUUCAUCUGCGCCACGCGGUGAAAAAGAAAACGCCCAUGUUGAUCCAGCCGCCGAGGAGACCAGAAACACAACCUGAAGCUUCAGCUGGAAGAUCAUCUGGAGGAUCAGCUGGAGGAUCAGCUGGAGGAUCAUCUGGAGGAUCAGCUGGAAGAACAGCUGGAGGAUCGGGUGGAGUGUGGGGCGGAGCCUGGGGCGGAGCCUGGGGCGGAGCGUCAGGCGGACACUCAUUGCAGAGAGGAGCUGCUCCUUUACCUGAAGAGGAUAAUGACUAUGAGAAUGCUCCAAAUUCAGAUUAUGUGGAAGUUAUUCCAGAUUAACUCUCAAGCAAACCUCAAACCGAAGGACAACAAAAACACAGACUGAACUUUAUUUGGGAUUAGAGAUGCUUUAUUUUUUAUACGAAGCUCUGAGGAGAUUUGUUGCAUUUGCACAAUUUCGGUUAAAAAGACUGAAAAGGUGUGUUAAUGCAGAGUGAAUUUCCUCCCAAUUGUUUCUUCUCACCUCAUUCCUGUCAGUGCAGAAGAAGAAGAAAGAGGAAGAGGAGGAGAAGUACUGCACUGAAAUGAAAAAACUUUCCAUUUAGCUUGGCAUUUUGUUUUACUCCUGUCAGUCAAAACAUUGAUAUUUAAUAUUCAUUUCAUUUUAAUAAUACAUUUUUGUGCUGUUUGUUCUGAUGUGUAUAAAAUAAACUUUACCUGAACGACAUUAAAGGGUCAUAAGCUGAAAAGCAACA